CUGACGGCGCGCGGGAUGGUGGCGAGCCUGGCCGUCGGCGCCAUGUACAGCGUCAUCGUCAUGAAGCUCGUCCUCACCACGGGCCUCGUCCCCACGCUCAACGUCUCCGCCGCGCUCAUCGCCUUCGUCGUCCUCCGCGGCUGGACCAAGGCGCUGGCACGCCUCGGCGUCGUCGCCCGCCCCUUCACGCGCCAGGAGAACACCGUCGUGCAGACCUGCGCCGUCGCCUGCUACAGCAUCGCCGUCGGAGGUGGGUUCGGGUCCUACCUGCUUGCGCUCGACAAGAAGACCUACGAGGCGGCGGGUGAGGACACGGCGGGCAACGUGCCGGGGAGCUUCAAGGAGCCCGGCAUUGCGUGGAUGACCGGCUUCCUGCUCGCCGUCAGCUUCGUGGGGAUUCUCGCGCUCGUCCCACUCAGGAAGAUUAUGAUAAUCGACUACAAAUUAACUUAUCCAAGCGGGACUGCAACAGCUGUGCUUAUAAAUGGAUUCCACACGCCUCAUGGAGAUGCUAUGGCAAAGCAGCAAGUAAAUGGAUUCACAAAGUACUUUGGAAUCAGCUUCUUCUGGAGCUUCUUCCAAUGGUUUUUCUCUGGUGGAGAUAGUUGCGGGUUCUCGCAGUUUCCUACGUUUGGAUUAAUAGCAUGGAAAAACUCAUUCUUCUUUGACUUCAGCCUCACAUAUGUUGGGGCAGGGAUGAUAUGUUCCCAUCUUGUGAAUCUGUCUCUCCUUCUUGGUGCCAUUCUCUCCUGGGGUGUCAUGUGGCCGCUGAUCAGUGAUUUGGAAGGGGACUGGUAUCCAUCAAAUAUACCUGAAAGCAGCAUGAGCAGCCUGCAAGGUUACAAGGCCUUCGUAUGCAUAGCUCUCAUCCUAGGAGAUGGCCUAUACAAUUUUGCCAAGAUUAUUGCAUUGACCGUUAAGAAUCUGAUUGAAAAAUCAAAACUAAAGAACACAAAGAAAGAGGAAGACAUUCCGGUGCUCGAUGACCUUCAUCGUAAUGAAGUUUUCGUAAGAGACAGUCUCCCUACCUGGCUAGCCUAUUGUGGUUACAUUGCACUAUCAGUCCUUGCAGUAAUUGCCAUUCCCAUGAUGUUCCGCGAGAUGAAGUGGUACUAUGUUAUCAUAGCAUACGUAUUGGCUCCUGCCCUGGGGUUCUGCAAUGCCUACGGUGCCGGCCUUACUGAUAUGAACAUGGCCUACAAUUAUGGGAAGGUCGCCCUUUUCAUUCUUGCAGCCUGGGCUGGGAAAGACUCCGGUGUAGUUGCAGGCUUAGUAGGCUGCGGUCUGGUGAAAUCACUGGUAUCCAUAUCUGCUGAUCUGAUGCAGGAUUUCAAGACUGGGCAUCUCACAUUAACAUCACCUAGAUCAAUGAUAAUUGCUCAGGGUAUCGGCACUGCCAUGGGCUGUGUCAUCGGGCCACUGACAUUCAUGCUGUUCUACAAGGCGUUUGACAUAGGCAACCCAGAAGGACCCUGGAAGGCACCGUAUGCUCUGAUCUACCGAAACAUGGCAAUUCUUGGUGUUGAGGGUUUCUCUGCCCUACCCCUGCAUUGCUUGCAGCUGUGCUAUGGAUUCUUUGGCUUUGCGGUGGUGGCCAACCUUAUGAGGGACCUCUUCCCGGCAAAGUAUGGCAGGUGGGUUCCCCUGCCGAUGGCAAUGGGUGUUCCUUUCCUUGUAGGCGCGAGCUUUGCCAUCGACAUGUGUGUCGGGAGCUUGGUAGUCUUCAUCUGGCACAGGUUUGACAGAAGUAAAGCAGCACAGAUGGUUCCUGCAGUUGCGUCUGGUUUGAUAUGUGGGGAUGGGCUCUGGAUCUUUCCUUCUGCCUUGCUUGCGCUGGCAAAGAUCAGUCCACCGUUGUGCAUGGCAUUUAGGUCUACACACUAGAAGGGCAACAAGCUAGGUCUAUGUACAGUUAGAAGAGAUACCGCCUGGCAAAGCAUGCAGUAAAUAGAUUUUGCAUAGCAGGGCGAAAUUGUAGCAUAUACAUGCAUUUUUAUACUCCCUCCGUCCCAUGAAACUUGACUUAACUUUCUCUACAUUUGGAUGUAUCGAGACACUAAAUGGUACAUCUAAAUGUAGAGAAAGUUAAUACAAAUUUCAUGGGACAGAGGGAGUA
Messenger RNA from Lolium rigidum, 2116 nucleotides. RefSeq names its product probable metal-nicotianamine transporter YSL9. The coding region runs from base 16 to 1884 and encodes 622 amino acids. Gene Ontology annotation, molecular function: oligopeptide transmembrane transporter activity; iron-nicotianamine transmembrane transporter activity. Gene Ontology annotation, cellular component: plasma membrane. NCBI's taxonomy places the organism in Eukaryota, Viridiplantae, Streptophyta, Magnoliopsida, Poales, Poaceae. The transcript is spliced from 7 exons. The record is from RefSeq and is a predicted model, not a curated record. Gene Ontology annotation, biological process: response to iron ion; seed development.